AACUUGCAGGUUCCGGCUGCAGCCUUACGUGUCGUGCUUGCACUAAUGCGUCUCAUACCACACAACUACUAUGGUGAUGGUGAUGACAGCACCGGAGACAAGACAAACCUGGCGCCAUCUCUGAAUACCUUCUAUGGGAUGGUCCUGGGCCAAGGAAUACUUUACCUCGUGGCCUGCACGCUCGACAUCUUCACAUUCAUCCCCCGGAGAUCCCUCGCCCGUCAUGGUGGAUUCAAAGGUCAGCUGGGAAAGGAAUCUAUCAAUCUGUACACGGGUAUAUUCGGGAGAAAUGCAUGGAAAGGGAUGCGCUUGGUCCAAAGAAGAUGAGCCUCAGCAGCUUUGCCAUGGAUUCCCUGAACUCGGACUCACCCAGGAUGCAGCUCCAUGGGAUCAGGUUAAUGCACAGCCUUCAGCAGACAGAGCCAGCUAAGACACAGCUCCUCGCAAAGCUCACCACCUCUGCAAACACAUCAGCUAGAUUAAUCAACAUGCUGGACUGGACGCAUCCAACGAACACCACUAUCAGAUUGUUCGCCGCCAAGGUGACCGCCGAGCUAGCAAAGGGCCUCAGAGUGGCCACUACCCCUGGGUUAAUUCAGAAUGUAUCUACGCGUCUUGAUUACGGUAACAAAGUGAGAGAACGAGGAAACCCACUUAUGGACACAGAUGAUGAACAAGAGGCAAUGCAUGAUCCAGUUCUGAAUGUCUCUGACAACCAUGAGGAAAGGUGUAUUUCAGUUCCGGACAGUGGCAACCUAUUGGAAACACAAGAUCGCUCAACCCAGCAAGUUGGCACCGCCGGACAGAGCUCUGAGGAGGAGCCACUAGUAGAGACCGACCAGGAUCUGCUCCCUGCUCUGGGAAUGUCAAUUCUUUACAAUCUGGCUGGUAGUGAUCAGAGCAACUGUGAGGAGAUAGUCAGAUCAACCGGCCUCAUUCCAAAGAUCAUAGGAUUCACAAGCUACCGUAGAAGCGACACGGCGUAUACUGACAGUCAAGGGAAGGUCCUUGUGACUUCAUCACUACAGCUGUCGCACAGGCUCACAAGCAUCAAUGGAGAAAUCGGCAUCACGCUGUGGCACAAGGUCUCGAAGCAUGCCUUCCUCCUAAGAAACCUAGCAAAGAUCCUCGAAGACUGCAGGAGCAGCCAAGAAUCGAGGAAAUUGGUGGCAGGAAUCCUCAGAAACCUCGCUGUCGACGGGAACACAAGGCAAGAGAUUGGGUGCAUCCAAGUGAUCAUCACGAGGCUGAUGCAGGAAUUUCUCAGCCUAGGCCAACCCUCAGUUUCACAUGCUGAUCACGUGCUACGAAAGGUCGCCGGGCAAGCGCUGGCAAUGUUGGCAAUGGAGAGUGUGCAAAACUCCUCGGUCAUAUUAAAUGAAACAGGGCAUGUGUUCAUCAAGGAACUCACAAUGAUGAUCCAUGAUGAUAGGCAUAGAUGUGUUGCAGCUAGUCUGUUGCGGAGUAUAGUCUUACAGGCUUGGCCCGAGCUUAACGAGUCGGAUCUGCAGGCAAUAUCUUACUCUGUUCGAGAGGUGCUGGAAAGAAUAAUGGAUGCAGAGGGGGCAGAGCUAGAGAUCCUUAUCGGCCUUAGUUCAGAGAUAUGUAGAGUCAUUCCUGCAGACUUUGCCCGAGAACUGGAGCAUGGCUAUAUUAAGGACAGAUUCGUCAAGAGGCUCGUCGAUGCGCUGAAUGCAAACAUGGAACCCAGUGCUCAUUACCGGGGGAUCAGGAGGGUGAUCCUCCAGCAAGCCAUAAACAUGAUGGAACAUGAUCCCUGUUACGCGAGCUGUUUCAGCAAUUGUCGCAUGAUGGAAGCGGUAUCCAUGGUGGAAGAGACGGCCUCAAAGGCUGAGAACUACUCCAUCUUCCUGGGAGAUGUUGGGCUCAUGGAGCACAGGGAGCCUCUCUCAUCUCUCGUUGUCAGGGUUAAGCAGUUGCUCGCCGUCCGUCCGACUCAGCAGCCAUCAAGUAGACUAGUGUUUGGUGCGCGCCCACGCGCGCGAUGA
Messenger RNA from Panicum virgatum (switchgrass), 2009 nucleotides. RefSeq lists its product as uncharacterized. Lineage: Eukaryota; Viridiplantae; Streptophyta; Magnoliopsida; Poales; Poaceae. The record is from RefSeq and is a predicted model, not a curated record. Bases 294 to 2009 code for a protein of 571 amino acids. The transcript has 2 exons.